AUGUCUGCUAAUAACAACCACCCUCAGAAGAACAUUGGCGCUCCUUCCCCUUUUGGAAACUCCAUGUCCGUAAAUCCUUCGGCCCAGCAACAACUGGGACCUGGCUUCCCCGGCCAGUUCCAGUUUUCUGAAGCACAAGUCCAAGCCCUCGCCCAGGCCCAGUCCAAAGCUCAAGCACAGGCCCAGGCACAUGCCCACGCACAAAUGAUGGCGGCCCACGCGCAGAUGCAGGCUCAACUGCAAGCCGCUCAGGGGCUCUCGUUCAACCAGGGCCUUCCUGGUGGGAUCCCCAAUCUUGGCUCCCAGUCCCCAUCCGUUUCAGGUGCCGGGAAUCCCAGCGCUAAGCGGUUCCCUCAAAAACCGCCUGUCCGGCCCCCGAAUUUCCCAACUCCCAACAUGGCCUCACCAAUGAGGAUGAUGGAUGCCUCGCCUGCCGCUCGCCGGAAAAAGCAGAAGCUUCCAGAAAAACAGCUCCAGGAGCGAGUUGCGGCCAUUUUGCCCGAGUCAGCUCUAUACACUCAGCUUCUUGAGUUUGAAUCCCGCGUGGAUGCUGCUCUCAUCCGGAAAAAGAUCGACAUCCAAGAGGCCCUAAAGACACCGUCCUAUAUCCAGAAAACCCUCCGGAUUUAUGUGUUCAAUACUUUUGCAAACCAAAUCCGCACAGUCCCCAAGAAACCAAACGCUGAGCCUCCCACAUGGACCCUCAAGAUCGUGGGGCGGCUUCUGGAAGAGGGUGUGGACCCGGACCAGGCGGUGGGUCCUGCCAUGGCCCAGAAGCAGAACCCCAUGUAUCCGAAAUUCUCGUCAUUCUUUAAGCGGGUCACGAUCACGCUUGACCAAAAGGUGUAUCCGGACAACCACCUGAUUAUAUGGGACGGGGCCCGGUCGCCCGCCCCUCACGAGGGGUUUGAGGUCAAACGAAAGGGGGAUCAAGAGUUCACUGCCAGCAUAAGGCUGGAGAUGAAUUACACGCCUGAGAAGUUCAAGCUCUCAGCAGCCCUGACCGAUCUUCUGGGUAUUGAAGUUGAAACUCGUGCGCGGAUCAUGGCGGGAGUUUGGCAUUAUGUGAAGGCUCGAAAACUCCAGUGCCCCGAUGACCCUUCAUCUUUCAACUGUGAUCCUCCACUCCAGAAGGUGUUCGGGGAAAGUAAAAUCAAAUUCACAGCUGUCACGCAGAAAAUCACGUCCCACCUUUUCCCUCCUCAGCCGAUACAUUUGGAGCACAGGAUUAAGCUCCAGGGAAAUAGCCCGGUUGGGUCCGCGUGCUAUGAUGUUCAGGUGGAUGUCCCUUUUCCUAUACAGAGGGAGUUGAAUGUUUUGCUAGCAAAUACCGAGAAGACUAAGGAGAUAGAUGCUUGUGAUGAGGCGAUCUGUGCCGCCAUAAGAAAGAUACACGAGCACAGGCGGAGGAGGGCUUUCUUUCUCGGAUUUAGUCAGUCACCGGUUGAGUUUAUUAAUGCUCUGAUAGAUUCACAGAAUAAGGAUCUGAAGGCAAUUGCUGGGGAGGCUAGCCGUAAUGCUGAGAAAGAGCGCCAUUCGGAAUUCUUCAACCAGCCAUGGGUUGAGGAUGCUGUUAUUCGCUACCUUAACAGAAAGCUGCCGGCUGCAGAUGCCUCUGAGACCAUCUAG
Striga hermonthica is the source of this 1629-nucleotide messenger RNA. The record is from the annotation of a GenBank genome assembly. NCBI's taxonomy places the organism in Eukaryota, Viridiplantae, Streptophyta, Magnoliopsida, Lamiales, Orobanchaceae.